AUGUCCAGCACAAAGAUCUCGGCUAUGAGCACUCGCUCUCCUACGAUGAAACGGAUAUUACGUGAGGCAGCUGAGAUCUCUAACUCACCGUCCCGAGAUUACGCAGCUCAUCCAUUAGAAACGGACCUAUUCGAAUGGCACUUUACUCUGCGCGGACCACCAAAUUCCGUCUACAGCGAAGGUGUCUACCAUGGCCGUAUUGCACUACCUCCGACGUAUCCCCUCCGCCCUCCCAUGUUUCGUUUCACCACGCCAAAUGGGCGAUUCGAAGCCAACCGCGAAAUUUGUCUCAGCAUCAGCGGCCAUCACGAAGAGACUUGGCAACCCGCAUGGGGCGUUCGCACAGCACUAGUAGCACUCCGUAGCUUCAUGGAGACAGAGGCACGUGGCCAGCUGGGAGGGUUAGAGACUACAGAUGACGUGCGCCAGCGGCUAGCAAGGGACUCUGGAGCGUGGAUUUGUGCUGUCUGCGCCAAAUCGAAUGCAGAAAUCAUCAAGGACUGCGAAGAACGCUGUCAGGGUGCCAACGCCGAGGCCUCUGAUGCCCCCGCUCCACAGGACCUGAAGAUGGUCUGGAAAGAUGAGAUGAAACCUGAAGAUGAUAGUGGAGGGGACAAGGCUACUGGAGCUCCGUCGGAAGACUUCGAACUCGCCGAAGGGUUUGUGCAAACCACACCUCAAGUUUCUGCGCUUGUGAUGGAACCUCCUGCCGCUCCGCCGGCGCGACGUCGCCAAACAUUACCAAGCCACGAUGCUCUGCAGACCGGAGCGCCUUCCCAACGACAACAGCAACAACAACAAAGCGUACCUGCUACAGCAACUAAUCACCAGAGUACCGACGAAGCAGUCCCGCUUUGGAUUGAUAGGGCCAUUGUAGUGUUAGUCGUCCUGCUCCUUGCGCUACUCAUCAAAGUGCUUUUUGGAUUGUAG
Cordyceps militaris CM01 is the source of this 930-nucleotide messenger RNA. RefSeq names its product ubiquitin-conjugating enzyme E2 6. Lineage: Eukaryota; Fungi; Ascomycota; Sordariomycetes; Hypocreales; Cordycipitaceae. The transcript is spliced from 3 exons. The record is from RefSeq and is a predicted model, not a curated record. The coding region runs from base 1 to 930 and encodes 309 amino acids.